CUCCUCAGCCAAUGGCGUCAGGGCAGCGGCUGCUGUCAGGCCAAUCGCAGCGGCGGGGCGGGGCUGGCGGCCGCGGGCUCGCGGGGCAGGUUGCUCCGCCGCGAUGGCCUCCAGCGGGGAGGAACGAAGGAGCAGCUCCCCGAGCCGGGCAGGCACCGGCACCGAGCCAUCAUCGACGGCUGACUCCACUCAGCUGGACACGACGGAGGAUUUCGAGGUCCUGGAGGAAGAAGAGGACGACGACGACCUGAGCGAGCUGCCUCCGCUGGAGGACGUGGGCAGGCCGCCCGCGCCGCCGCAGGAGGACGCUCAGCCCGCGGGGGAAGCAGCAGAGGACCCCCAGGAGUGGCUCGAUGUCCUGGGGAGCGGCUUGCUCAAGAAGAAGACGCUGGUGCCGGGGCAGGGGGUGGACACUCGUCCCCGCAAGGGCCAGGACGUGACCAUCCGGCUGAAGGCCACCCUGGAGGAUGGCAGCGUGGUGGAGGAGAAUCCUGCCCUCACCUUCACACUGGGGGACUGUGAUGUCCUGCAGGCCCUGGACCUAUGUGUGCAGCUCCUGGAGAUGGGGGAGACAGCUCUGAUCCAGUCAGAUGCAAAGUACUGCUAUGGCGUUCAGGGCAGGAGCCCUGACAUCCCACCCAACGCGGCCCUCAGCCUGGAGGUGGAGCUGCUGGCAACUCGGGAUGCGCCAGACCUGGAGCUGCUCAGCGGGAAGGAGAAGGUUGAGCUGGCCAACCGCAAGCGGGAGCGCGGCAACUUCUUCUACCAGCAGGCAGACUACGUGCUGGCCAUCAACUCCUACGACAUUGCCCUGAAGGUCAUCACCUCCAGCUCUAAAGUUGACUUCAGCCCAGAGGAGGAGGCCGAGCUGCUGGAUGUGAAGGUGAAGUGUCUCAACAACCUGGCAGCCUCUCAGCUGAAGCUGGACCAUUAUGAGGCAGCCCUCAAGUCCUGCAACCUCGUCCUGGAGCACCAGCCAGGGAACAUCAAAGCUCUCUUCCGAAAGGGCAAGGUCCUGGCUCAGCAGGGAGAGUACAGAGAGGCCAUCCCCAUCUUAAAGGCAGCGUUGAAGCUGGAGCCUUCAAACAAGACCAUCCACGCUGAGCUCUCCAAGCUGGUGAAGAAGCACGCAGACCAGAGGAGCCUGGAGACAGAGAUGUACAGGAAGAUGCUGGGGAACCCCAGCGCUGCCAGCACCCCGGGCAAGUGCAAAGACAAACUGCCGUGGUCCAUUCCCUGGAAGUGGCUCUUCGGGGCGACUGCCAUCGCGCUGGGCGGUGUGGCACUGUCUGUGGUCAUCGCGGCAAGGAACUAAGGAUGGUGGCAGGGGUGGCCCCGUGGCACAGGACCUGUGCCAGAUUGUGCCUCUCUCCUGCGAAGGGGCUGCCCUGGAGCUCUCCACCGACCCCUUCCCAUGGACUUGCAGUUGCUUUUCUCUGCCAGAGGUGCCAGAUUCCCCUCUCCAUGUGCCCCCAUAUCCCUCCUGGCACAGGGAUGGAGCCGGAGGCAGAGCAGAGACCCCCAAGCACCCUCCUGGCAAUGAGAGGCCGUUGGAGGGGAGGAGGAGCUCCUGCACGUCGGUGGUCUGCUGUGGCUGUCCUCACGGGCAGGGGCCAGGCACGGUGGGUCCCACAUGGAUGUGGAGGAGCACAGAGAUGCUCUGGCUGGGCCCAGCCGCGCAGAGGGGCAUGUGCAGUGAGAUUCCCUGUGCCAGCCACUCAGCCCUCCCCAGGCCCCCACUCCCCUCAGCAUUCCCAGACUGUGCAAUGUCCAAAGGAAGCCAAAGAAGCCUGUGGCGGGAGGGGUGCAGGAGGGGAAUGCCAGAGCCCUCCUCUCCAGGCUGUCUCCUGUGGGUCCAAGCUUUUUGGUUGUGGGGAGGGUCCCUGUUUGCCCUACAGCUUUCUGCAGCCUGGGGGCCUGCUGCUGUUCCUGUCUCAGCUCUGCUCAUGGAGGGAGGGGGGGUUGUAGCACUGUCCUCCCACCCCCAAAUCAACUGUGAACUUCCCAAAUAAAAGACAAUUUCCUUCA
Pogoniulus pusillus (Red-fronted tinkerbird) is the source of this 2028-nucleotide messenger RNA. RefSeq names its product FKBP prolyl isomerase 8 (gene FKBP8). The transcript is spliced from 9 exons. Gene Ontology annotation, cellular component: cytosol; mitochondrial envelope; membrane. Gene Ontology annotation, biological process: protein folding; negative regulation of apoptotic process. Bases 104 to 1315 code for a protein of 403 amino acids. The record is from RefSeq and is a predicted model, not a curated record. Gene Ontology annotation, molecular function: peptidyl-prolyl cis-trans isomerase activity; protein binding; protein folding chaperone. Lineage: Eukaryota; Metazoa; Chordata; Aves; Piciformes; Lybiidae.